GGCGGGAAAUAUUAGAAUAGAAAUAAAACAAGUGUUAAAAUCACGUUCAAAUUAAUUUUCACAUGCCGUCGUGUUUAUUACUGAUAAUAUAUAAAAAUAGUAGAACGCUGUUAAUGAAAUCAGUGCAGUGAACUUUUACAUCUUGUGAUUUUGCAGGGAACAAAACGGUAUAAUGGAUCCGCAGUUUUCAUUUCCUUUUCCACCGUAUCCUAUACAAGAAAAGUUUAUGAGAGAGUUAUAUUUUACUAUCGAUCAUGCCAAACUUGGUAUUUUCGAGAGUCCAACUGGAACUGGUAAAUCAUUAAGCAUCUGCUGUGGAGCACUACAGUGGUUGAAGGACAACAACAAACGAAUAAUCAGUGAUUUGGAGUCAGACAUCACGAAGUUGAAAUUGGAAAUAUCUAGCAAUUCUAGUUCUGAUGACUGGCUCCAAGAAGAGUAUGAGAAAAUAAAAAAGAAUCAGGCAUUAUUGGAGCUUCAAAGUAAAUUAGAAAAAAUAAAAAAGAGAGAUGAAAAGUUGAAUGAGAUGAAGACCAGAGUCAAUAAAUUAAAACUGAAUGUAAGCAAUAAGACAAUUGCAAACUAUUUUCAAAAGACAGACAAAUAUAAAAAAGAUACUGAAAAUAAAGAGAAUCUUUCUGAGGUGGAUGAUGAUCUUCUUUUAGAAGAAUUUGCUGAUAAAGGUGAUAGUGAAAAUGAAUCUGAUGUUGAGGAAAUUGAAGAAAAUCAGGAUGAUUGGAUUAAAAUAUUAAUAGGCAGCAGGACCCACAGCCAGUUAUCACAAUUUGUGGGCGAGGUUAAGAGAACAGUGUUCAAAGACACCAGAGUGGUCACAUUGGCGUCCAGACAACAUUACUGCAUCAACACUGAUGUUGCAAGGCUGAAGAAUGUCAAUCUUAUUAAUGAAAGAUGUUUAGAUCUCCAAAAAUCGAAAAGUAAAUCAACAUUAGUAGACUCCGAGGGCCAAGUUUUAAAGAAAACUAAAAUGAAGUCUUGUUCAGGAUGUCCAUAUUAUAACCAGGGGAACAUAACUAAGUUAAAGGAGAGAUUACUUGUGGAUAUAAUGGAUAUGGAGGAGAUAGUGAAGUGUGGCAGAGAAUUGAAGGCGUGUCCGUAUUAUGCUUCUAGAGCAGCAAUGGAGGAAGCUGAGGUGGUGCUAAUGAGUCACGCCGGGGUGGCCAGUUCAGGUGCAAGAACCGGGAUUUCUCUCAAUCUGAAGAACAAUAUCCUAGUUUUGGACGAAGCCCACGGCCUCCCUGCGGCGUUGGAAAACGCUAAUUCCGCUCCGCUGUCCGAGAAACAUUUGUGUUGUGUGAAAACUUGUCUGAAGUUUUAUGUGAACAAGUACAGUUCAAGGUUGAAUAGUAAGAAUCUGUUGAGUUUGAACCAGAUGGGAUUUGUCGUUGGGAGAUUAUUAGGUUUCAUAAAGUCAUCUCAAAGCGACUUGAAGUCGCAAGAAGAGAAAACAAUAUACACAUUAGAAGAUUUCGUCGUAAAAGCCGAAAUAGACCACAUGAAUUUCAGACCGCUUAUAGAUUUCUGUAGAAAAACAAGGUUAGCGCCUAAACUACAUUCGUUUUCUAUGAGGUACAACCAAGAAGUGUUAGAGAGUGAAAUGUUAAAAGAAGAGUGUAAAAAGACCUCAUUUCAAGCGUUCAUGGAGAAUAUUAAAAAGAAAAAAGCAGGAGAAAUUGUCCAGCCAGUAGCGGAAGAAAAGAAGGAAGUAAAAGAAAAAGUAAUGUUGAAAGGGAAUCAAGAAAGUAAAGCCAAUAAGGAGAUACCAUCAGAUAUAUCAGCCGGCACUGGCUUGUACCAAGUGAUGGAAUUCCUAGAACUUCUAUGCGACCGUAGUGAAAAUGGCCGGGUUUUGGUACAAAAAGGGGACAAUCAAGGCGGCAGUUUGAAGUAUUUGCUGCUGAAUCCUACUGGACACUUCUCUGAUGUCAUAAAGCAGUGUCGUUCUGUGAUUCUAGCAGGCGGUACAAUGGAACCUGUAUCUGAAUUUCUAGAACUCCUAACUGGCGACAGCUCUAUGAAUGACAACGUGAACAUAGUUAAAUGCGAACAUGUCGUGCCUAGAGAGAACGUGUUAGCGCUGUGCGUGUCUAAAGGGCCUUCGCAGUUACCACUAAAUUUCUCUUACGAAAAUCGGAUGGCGAAAACCCUUCUCGAAGAAGUAGGCAAGAUACUUCGCAACAUAUGUUCGAUAGUGCCCGGCGGGGUUGUAUGUUUUCUACCGUCAUACAGCUAUGAAGAGGCUGUGUAUCAAGCUAUGGCCAAUAACGGAGUGUUAGACACGAUAAGUAAGAGGAAAAAAGUGUUUCGGGAGCCUAAAUCUGCUAGUGACGUUGAUCAGGUGCUUAACAAAUACGCGUCGGCUGUGAACAAAAGGGAGGGCGAGUUGACUGGAGCUGUAUUGCUCAGCGUGGUGGGCGGGAAGCUUAGUGAAGGGCUGAAUUUUAGCGACGACCUAGGCCGAUGUGUGAUCGUCGUAGGAAUGCCUUAUCCAAACAUCAGAUCUCCCGAACUGAACGAGAAGAUGAAGUAUUUGGACAGAACUGUGGGACCAAAUGCCGGCCAUGUUUAUUACGAGAAUCUGUGUAUGAAAGCUGUCAACCAGUGCAUAGGUCGUGCAGUGAGACAUAUUAACGACUAUGCCAGCGUGCUCUUGGUAGAUGAGAGAUAUUCUAGAACUCAAACUAUUAAUUCAUUGCCAUCUUUUGUACAGAGGUCACUGGUCUCAAAUUGCAACUUCGGUAACACAAUGGGAAACAUAGUGAAAUUCUUUGCAAGGCAUAAACAGAAAACUACCAUGGAAAAUGUAUAAGAAUAAAUAAUUUAUUUACUUAAUAUGAGCU
This is a messenger RNA of Amyelois transitella, 2858 nucleotides long. Its product is annotated as ATP-dependent DNA helicase DDX11. The transcript has 14 exons. Gene Ontology annotation, molecular function: hydrolase activity, acting on acid anhydrides, in phosphorus-containing anhydrides; DNA helicase activity; ATP binding. Gene Ontology annotation, biological process: nucleobase-containing compound metabolic process; establishment of sister chromatid cohesion. The record is from RefSeq and is a predicted model, not a curated record. Gene Ontology annotation, cellular component: nucleus. NCBI's taxonomy places the organism in Eukaryota, Metazoa, Arthropoda, Insecta, Lepidoptera, Pyralidae. The coding region runs from base 173 to 2827 and encodes 884 amino acids.